Messenger RNA from Rhopilema esculentum, 1526 nucleotides. RefSeq lists its product as uncharacterized. The record is from RefSeq and is a predicted model, not a curated record. NCBI's taxonomy places the organism in Eukaryota, Metazoa, Cnidaria, Scyphozoa, Rhizostomeae, Rhizostomatidae.
CAUCGCAGUUUUUGUCAUAUCUUUAAAUGUAGCAACAGAGCUGUUGAUGUGAUUUGAAAAUGCUAAAAGGUGCUACGAUAUUAAAGCGCCUGUCCCUUGACAACAACAGUAGUUACGUGACAACACUAAGGACAAAGAUCGUUUUCUUGUGAUAUUCUGCCGGAGGAACAUUUGAAGUUGAUAUCGUUUGCGGAAAGUUAUUUGUGUCAAAUGUAUCGAAUAUGGAAUCGCUCAGAUCAAUAUGGAAUCAGAUCAUUAGCUCAUGUUUCUCCAUCACAGAUUACCACAGACGUCAUUUUUAACCUGGAAGCAAACAGAAAGGUGUGUCAAACACAAUCAUGUUUCGAUAUGUUUACUGAUUAUGUAAUUGGUUACCCAACAAAGGGGCGAUAAUCAAAGCACUUGCAUUGAGUUCCGGUUUCACUUUAGAGCUGCAAGUCGUGCUAUUCCUGUCAAAGAACUGAAAAUGGUUCGCUUAACAGUCUUUUUUGCAGCUGUUGUUCUGCUGUUUCUGCAAGAUGUUUCCUGCUGGAGACGACGAAGACGAUCUCCACCACCUCCGCCUCCACGAGUUAAUGGAGGAUGGAGUGUAUGGGGGCCAUUCAGUGGUUGCAGUAAAACAUGCGGAGGAGGAGUGAUGCACCAGUACCGACACUGCAACAACCCAUCGCCGGCGAACGGAGGAAGCUACUGCCCGGGCACCAACGUCAACUCCGAGUCAUGUAAUACACACGGCUGUCCUCCAGUUGUGAAUGGAGGGUGGAGCAACUGGGGAGCUCCUUCGUCCUGCAGCAGAACUUGUGGAGGAGGAAUGCGGUAUCGCCGGCGAACAUGUACCAACCCAAGUCCAGCCAACGGUGGGAGACCUUGUGAUGGCGGUGCGACUAUUUCGAUCAGAUGCAACGAACAUGGAUGUCCAGAUACCCCAAACUCUGAAAUCAUUGUAGCUCCAGAUGGCACUAUGUAUCAGCUUGUUGGUUGCUUUGAUAAUAGGGUCCACCGGCUUAAAGAGAUGCUCAUCACAGAGAGAGAUCACACCAGUCAUGCCUGGAACGGCGAAUGGAUUGACUGGAACAACUGGGAUAUUUACAUGAAGGGUUUCAUUCACAGAUGCGCUAUGAAAACAACGUCCAAGAAUUACCGCGUUUUUGGCAUGUCUUACUAUGGUGAAUGCUGGGGAGACAGGACUGUAUCAAAUGCUGUGGAGAUAUUCACUUCAGCUUUAAAGAACCCCUCGAAAUGCGUAAAAGAGGGCUACAGAGAUUGUUCACCUGGGGACUUGAGGUGCAUCGGAAAACACUAUGGGAUUGCAGUGUACCAGAUCAUUGAAAAAUGAACAGGUAGUUUGGUAUACUUUCUACUAGUGCAACUUGCUUCAUAGAAAAACUCUUUUCGAGACUCAUAAACAAAUGAUUAUAAAGUUUUUGAUUGUAAAUGAGAGAUAAUCUGGAUCCAAUCAAUUAAAAGUAUAUAGUUUACCAAUAGGUGCGAAUCGUCGAUAGACACAUAAGAGGACAAAUUAAAAA